Molecule: messenger RNA, 1573 nt
Organism: Sebastes umbrosus (honeycomb rockfish)
Lineage: Eukaryota; Metazoa; Chordata; Actinopteri; Perciformes; Sebastidae
Product: immunoglobulin lambda-1 light chain-like
Exons: 4
Source: RefSeq, a predicted model, not a curated record
AAUAUCAUUCUGCUUCAUCAUUUGGACUCGUUCACCUCAGCUGACACGCUCAACAGCAGACAGGUUUUUGUAUUACUCUGUUUCACUGUGGGAGGGUCCGUGAUCUUUGGCUCUGGAACUAAACUUUAUGUAACAGAUGAGCCGGUAGUGAAGCCCGUGGUGAGCGUGUACCCAGCAGCAUCCAGAGCCCACCUGGAGGGGAAGAGCUCCCUGCUGUGUCUGGCCUCAGCCAUGUUUCCUCCUCUGGUCCAGUUCUCCUGGAAAAGACGAAAGGACAACGGUCCUCUGGAGGAGCUGCCCCCUGCUGAGGGAGAGCAGCUGGAGCUCAGAGAGCCGGGACGCACCGCCGGCAUCUUGCUGAUCCGUCAGCCAGAGAACAGCACGUAUAAAUACCGCUGCUACGUCCACCACGAGGGGGGCGCAGUGGAGGCCCCAGCAGAACAAGAGGUUCCAGCUCCAGCAGCCUCCUGUCCUCCAGAGAGAGAGCCAGCACACCUGCCAGCUCUGCAGCAAGCUGACUUGUCCUUCCAGUCUCAGUGCAAGGUGAAGCUGCUCUGUGUGCUGUACACAGUGCUGAUAGUGAAGAGUCUGGUGUACUGCUGUGGACUCUCUCUGCUGAUGAUCCUCAGAAACAAGGGACCGUCCACCAACUGCACACAUGCUGACUGACUGGCCUUUUCUCACCAUCAAAUCUCAUCAAUUCAUCUAAUUCAUCACUUUGAUCACUAUUCACAAAUAUCAAUGAUGACGUUGAGGCGACCCCUGCUGUCGCCUAUAUAGUAGGGUUCCUGUUAACCUGCCAUUAGGGCCUUCUGGGAACACCUGGGCCCAGUGUUCCCAGCCUAUAAAGCCUAGGCUCAUGACUCAUUCUCUCUCUCUCUUUCCCUACAGACACCAUCGCUGGUCAUGUGGCGGCCUUAGGUUCUCCUCGGUUAAUCUUUUGCUUGUUUUAUACAUUUUACAACAUGCACACACCAUUUAUAUUCUCAAUGCACACCUUACCCUACUGAUACUACUGAUAUUCACACUCCAUACCUUUUGAUCCUUUUGUUCUGCAUAAUUUACUCUACUUUUGUUAAAUAGAUUAAUUGAUUUUAUCGUUACCACGGUGUGUCUUCCUAUUUGUCAUGGCCUUGAGAGCCAGGUUGUGACAAAUUGGGGGCUCGUCCGGGAUUUGAACCCGGGACCUCUCACACGUUUUAAAAUCUUUUUAUGCAGGUUAGAUACUGUCAUCCUAAAAACAUAAAUCCACACACACACACACACACCCACACACACACACAAACACACACACACACACACACACACACACACACACACACACACACACACAUAUAAAUUUACAGUUCCUCAGUAUAAAUUCUGUGUAGUGUUAUUUUGAUGCUGUAUUUCCAUUUUAAUUGUGACUUGUAUAAUAAUAGAACAUUAAGAUGACUCAUUAGCUGUCUGGUAGAUAUUUGAUUGUUUACAGUGUUUUUCUGUUCUUGUGUUUCUUUUUAAUACAUUAUACAGAGUCAGAUUUGUCAAAUUCAUUCAGUGUAACAUUCUCAAUAAAGUGUCUGUGUGUUAUAAA